AUGAAGCAGGUAGAGUCAGGUGNGGAGGAGCAGUAUGAAGCAGGUAGAGUCAGGUGUGGAGGAGAGGUGUACAAGAGGAGGAGCAGUAUGAAGCAGGUAGAGUCAGUAACCUCACCCCUAGCCUCAUCCCUGACACAUAAAGGAUGCACACCAAAUCCUUACACAGACGAGGCUCGUUCCCCCCACAAGCAUCCCUCUUCCCCCUACCCCUUCCCCUCUCCUUCCUGUAGAGCUCAAGGUGAGGAAGGUCUAGUGGAGAGGGGCAGCAAUGAGCUGGUCCCACCCCAGCCAGGGUGCACCAGUGUGGGGACAUGCUAUGGAGAGAAGCCCCCUAUCCUGAGUGCAAAACCCAGUCCCAGUCCUAAUAACAACACACAUCCCCUGGGUGUUAGCCUGGGCAGCCCUGUACAGCAGCAAGAUGUGGAGAUGGACCCUUGGGUGUUUUUCCCGAGCCCACCAUCUCACCUGGCGUUGUCAUGGUUACAGAGGCACACCUGUCCGUCUGGCCGAGGUCAGAGGUCGGUGGCUUUAGUCUCCUCCCUCAGUGACUCGCGAUUGGAUGGCUGCCACCGCUGCUGCUAUAACUCUGCCCACUCAGGGGUCAUGAACUUGAUGACGUCAUCACCCCAGGGGUCAGGGUUCAAGGAGGAGGGGACGAUGACAUCACAGAGGGAGCUGGUUGAGGUAGGGGUGCAGGCGGGGUCACCUCUUGGGUCAAAGUUGAACUUUAAGUCAAAGUCCUUCCAGAGCUCCAUAAAGGAUCAUGGGUCGGACAGUAAUCUGGGGUCUCCCCCUCGGUCCCACUCCUACAUUGGCUCCAACUCUUAUCUAGGUUCACAGUCUAUCUUGGGGUCCCCUCCGGGGUCAAGGUUGAACCUGAGGUCAUCGCUUGGCUCCCACUCCAACCUGAUGUCGCCUUCUUCCAGUAUGUUCCGUCUGGACAGCCCUGGAGAGGAGAGUGAGGAGGAGGUGAAGUGGGAGGAGAGCAGCUCUCCCCCGCUGGGGGAGAUGGGGAGGAGGAGGUCCUGUCUGAAGGUGGGGGUACAGGAGGAGRAGAGGAGGAGUGGAGAGAGGGAUCACAGCAAAAGGAGUAGUAUGAAACAGGUGCAGUGGAAUGAAGAGGGACUGACCUGGGAUGUUUACGGAGCCUCCCUGGACCCAGAGGUGCUCAGCUCAGCCAUACAGAAACACCUACAACUCCUGACCAGGACGACAGCACAAACGCAGAAACCACUUCCAAGACCAAUCCCAAGUCAAGGGUAAGAUCAUGUCUAAGACCAAGACCCCUCCCAUGGAAACCGCUACCACGUCAACCCCUGUCACAAACAAAAGAAAGGCCACUUUCAUGGCAACUUCCCCAAUGGCAACCCUUGUCACCACCUUAUCGAUUAAUACCAUGGUGACUGCUGCAUAGA
This is a messenger RNA of Salvelinus sp. IW2-2015, 1415 nucleotides long. The record is from RefSeq and is a predicted model, not a curated record. Lineage: Eukaryota; Metazoa; Chordata; Actinopteri; Salmoniformes; Salmonidae.